CGCCGCUUGCCAUACCUGUUUGCCUUCCCACCGGCUUCCCACCACAUCGGACUUGGGACGACAUCAACAAGUGCGCCAAGGAUAAAAGAUCAGAUACAACUGGCACGUGCUGCAUCAAUCUUAUUACGACCUCGUCGCCGCCGCCGACUCGGGCAUUCCCCUCUUUUUAAGCAAACGAAGCCAACCCGAGUCUGCCGUCGCAAGAUAUCAAGAGACCACCCGCACCCGGUCUACUACUCACCCGCUCCUCAACGUCGUAUCAGCAACUCAAGCUCCAACAGGUUUACCACAGUAUUGAAUCCCGAAAUCAACCAUGGUGGCCACCGGCGACGUCUCCGGGCGCGCCGCACAUUCGGCCGGCACCAAAAGGUCCAGUCAUGAAACCCGCAGCCAGGCAGUCCACCCAUCAACAACGAGAGUAACCAGGUCAACGAGGUUGCAAACCCCUCCACCACCAUCGUCAGGAAACUCGCGCGAGGAACCGGCGACUGAGAUUGCGAGGAACCCACGGGCACCAACCAGAACUGAGAACCAUGUGAACAACUUGGACGUCGGAGCAGUUGAUAGCGCUUUGCGCCGGGAAAUUCAGCAACGCCAAAAUUCACCAGGGCCAAGUUCGCAUAGGAAGCGACAACGCAUUAAUGGAGAUAGGUUCAUUCCCACUCGGUCUGGUCAAGAUUUGCAAGCCAGCUUUAGUCUUUUGCAUGAAGAGGGCUCUCCAGCGACGCCCAGACAGAAAAGGCGCACACCGCAGGGGGAGCUUCAUUUUCAGAAAAGUAAGUCAUGGUCCGGUCUUAUCCUAGAGUGCCUUGCUGACAAUUUCGCAGCUGAGGAAGCAAAUCGUACGUUCUCAACUGUGCUACGAACAGAAUUGUUUGAGGAUACUGUCCCACAGAUUGCCCCGGAGUCUCUAUCACCAGACCAUAGGAGAGCAUCGCGGGGUUAUCUACAUGAGGGCACAAGGUCUCAGACGCCUCCUCGGAAUGGACUCCCAGCCGCGGCAGCACCAACAACCCUUACCCCCUCUACACCUCACAAGAACCUGUUCUCGUAUCUAUCACCACGACAUGCUAGCCUUGGCGGCCAUCCAACGCCAUCAAGGACGCCACAAAGUCGACACGCCAUCAACCUGGACACCCGGGCCGAAAUCUACAGUCUCUCACCCAUAAAACAUAAGAGCCAACAACUGUUACUGAGCCCGCGAAAGCAGCCGCGCGCGAUCAGCAAGGUUCCGUAUAAGGUGUUGGAUGCUCCUGAGUUGCUAGACGACUACUACUUGAAUCUAGUCGACUGGGGGAGCGCCAACGUCCUGGGCGUUGGGUUGGGAUCCAGCGUCUACAUGUGGAAUGCGCAAACAAGCAGGGUCAACAAGCUGUGUACUCUGGAGGACGACACCGUUGCAAGCGUAUCUUGGAUACAAAAGGGAACACACCUUGCCAUCGGUACACAUAAAGGACUAGUGCAGAUUUGGGAUGCUGAGAAAGCGAGAAGGCUCAGGACGAUGACGGGUCAUACUGGCAGGGUAGGAGCAUUGGCAUGGAACACCCACAUUCUCACAUCAGGGUCCCGGGAUCGUCUAAUAUACCAUCGCGACGUCCGAGCGCCGGAUCAAUGGCUAAAAAAGCUGGUUGGUCACAAGCAGGAGGUCUGCGGUCUAAAAUGGAAUUGCGAAGAUGGCCAACUCGCCAGUGGAGGAAACGACAAUAAGCUGAUGGUAUGGGAUAAGCUUUCGGACACGCCACUCUGGAAAUAUUCCGGCCAUACAGCAGCCGUCAAAGCGAUAGCCUGGUCACCACAUCAACGCGGUCUCCUGGCUUCCGGAGGCGGUACUGCUGACAGACGCAUCAUCUUUCACGACACCGUUCGCGGCACGGUACUCAACGAGGUGGACACGGGCAGCCAGGUCUGCAACAUUGCCUGGUCCAAAAACUCCAACGAAAUCGUCUCGACGCACGGUUAUAGCCAAAAUCAGAUAGUAGUCUGGAAGUACCCCUCCAUGACGCAAGUCGCCAGCCUGACAGGUCACACUUAUCGGGUGCUGUACCUUGCCAUGAGCCCGGACGGCAAAACCGUGGUGACGGGUGCCGGAGAUGAGACGUUGCGGUUCUGGAACCUCUUCGGCAAGAGCCCGAGGAAAAGUGUUCACGACCUGGAUGGAGGCGGCAGCGGACGCUCAGGUGACUGGGGAGUCAUUCGAUGAUGACGGGAAGGAUAAGGAACCCCCAACGGGCGGGAAGGAACUUGGCCCAUCGACUGAAAGAAAGCGACUGAAUACCGAGACCGCCAGCAGAGAGCAGCCGCCGAUAAAGAUUGCAAUGAUCAUACAGCGUGUAUCACUCAGCUGUCUAAGCUUGAUGCGCCGACCACGCAGGCUAGAAAGGUUCUGCGUGGGCCUUGCCCUGCUCAACUUUGACGGCACCGAUCUCACAAGAGUGGUGCGAGGCAUCGAACUUUCUCUUGUCCCGACUACGACGUGUGCGCAAU
Messenger RNA from Neurospora tetraspora, 2484 nucleotides. Its product is annotated as quinon protein alcohol dehydrogenase-like superfamily. Bases 314 to 2200 code for a protein of 628 amino acids. The record is from RefSeq and is a predicted model, not a curated record. The transcript is spliced from 2 exons. Lineage: Eukaryota; Fungi; Ascomycota; Sordariomycetes; Sordariales; Sordariaceae. Gene Ontology annotation, molecular function: anaphase-promoting complex binding; ubiquitin ligase activator activity; protein binding. Gene Ontology annotation, cellular component: anaphase-promoting complex. Gene Ontology annotation, biological process: positive regulation of ubiquitin protein ligase activity; positive regulation of anaphase-promoting complex-dependent catabolic process; anaphase-promoting complex-dependent catabolic process.